CCACCCACCAAAUGCGAUGGGCCUGUCAUAUUUAACAUGUGCACUCCGACAGGAUCCAUUGAACGCUGGAUUGUCCCUAAGAGCCUCGGAAAACAGGGGCUUAGAGUCGCAAGCAAGAGCGGGUGGGCUGAUCUCUGGGCACUUGGGGCGAAAUCUCGAGCAAGG
This is a messenger RNA of Tuber aestivum (summer truffle), 165 nucleotides long. Lineage: Eukaryota; Fungi; Ascomycota; Pezizomycetes; Pezizales; Tuberaceae. The record is from the annotation of a GenBank genome assembly.